Molecule: messenger RNA, 1812 nt
Organism: Helianthus annuus (common sunflower)
Lineage: Eukaryota; Viridiplantae; Streptophyta; Magnoliopsida; Asterales; Asteraceae
Product: plastocyanin-like
Exons: 1
Coding region: 1204-1707 (167 amino acids)
Cellular component (GO): chloroplast thylakoid lumen
Molecular function (GO): copper ion binding
Source: RefSeq, a predicted model, not a curated record
UAUCAUUCUGCUAACUUACAUGUAAACCUACAAAAUCACAUUGAAUCAAUACACAACCAUCAAGAGCCACAGAGUCCGGUCCGAGUACCGAAACAUCCUUCUCGCACCACAAAACCGGUUUGCUGGUUCAACCGGAUACACGGAAGACACGUUUGGUUCAACCGUCAGCAGCCCACACCAUGCGAACAGAACUGGCUCAUGAUGCGGUCCGGUUUUGAAAACAUUGGUUAUAACUACUUGUUGGUCUAAAACUAAAGGUGGUAAAACUAAGGGUUUUGCCAGAGUGGCAAGUUGGGGUGUAAACGAGUCGACUCGAGCUUGACUUGUUUAACUCAAGAUAGUUUGAGCUCGGCUUAUUUCGAGCUCUAUUUUAAAGCACGAGCUUGGCUUCUGAGUGGUUUUUCAAACUAGAGUUUGGUUUAGGCUCGACUCGAUUAUUAUAUACUAGUUAUUUAAUUAUUUUAUAUGUGUACAUAUUUAAUUAAUUUUAUAUAUAAUUGUAACUAUACGUAGCAUAUAUAUGUUAUUUAGUUACUUUUAUUAUAACAUUAUAAAUUAUAAAUAAUAAUAAUAAUAAUAAUAAUAAUAAUAUAAAUAUGUAUUUAUACAUUAAAUAAAAAUUAUAUAAAUAAUAUGCUUUUUAGUACGAUAAUUGGAGUUUGAGCUCAAACUCAUUUACAAACCGAGUUUCAGCAGAAAAGCUCGAACUCGAGCUCUUUUAACCAUGACCAGUUUUAUGCUUUUAUUUGAGUCGAUUUCUUGCGUCUCACGAAUGGCUUGGUUAUUUUACACCCUAUCCGCAAGAUUCUAUGCGAUAAUAAUACGAAAAAAAAAUCGACAAAAGUUACUAAAAAGAUUGAAAAAUAUAUUAUUUUGGUUUCUUUAAUAUUUUUAAAAUGUGCAAACCGUCUAUUUUAUAACAUUCUUAACAGUUAUUACUUUCAUUUUCAAAAUAUAAAAAUCAGUUAUUUAAACUCAAAUAUUACUAACCCCCAAAAAAAUAUUUUUUCUUCAAUUAUAUUGGAUAUCAAUAAUUCACACCCUCCAAUCAAAUACAUCCACGUCAGACAACCGGAUAGAUAACAUUAUCCACGUGGACAGAUAUUAUCAAUCCACAAACCACACAAAUUGAACCAAAAAACCAACCACAUCACUUUAUAACCUCACAUUUCUCUACACAACACCAAAACCUCAAAAACCCAAAUGGCAUCUGUAAUUUCAUCUGCUGUUUCAGUCCCAUCAUUCACCGGCCUGAAGGCCGUUGCCACAAGGGCCAACACAGCCGCCACAAACGUUAAGGUGGCGGCUGCUGGCCCUAAACUUUCAGUGAAAGCUUCACUGAAAGACGCAGCAAUUACAGCUGUCGCUGUUUCAGCCAGCGCGUUGCUAGCAAGCAACGCGCUGGCAUUUGACGUCCUGUUGGGGGACAAUGACGGUGGACUGGCAUUUGAGCCGUCCACCUUCAGUGUCCCCGCUGGCGAGAAGAUUGUCUUCAAGAACAACCGUGGGUUCCCACACAACGUUGUUUUCGAUGAAGACGAGAUUCCUGCUGGCGUGGAUGCUGCCAAGAUUUCGAUGGGUGAAGACGAUUAUUUGAAUGCUGGUGGAGAGGAAUACUCGGUGACGUUGACCGAAAAGGGGACUUACAGUUUCUACUGUGCACCACAUCAAGGUGCUGGUAUGGUUGGCAAGGUUACUGUCACAUAAGUUUUAGUGAUUGUUGUUGUAUCUCAAUAAAUCGAAAAAAAUUGGUUUUGUAAAGAGUUUAAUAGCCCAAUAUUUUCCGAUCUCUAUUAUGUUGGUUUGAGUUUA